AUGGAAAAAUAUCGUUGGCAUAAGUUGAUUUUGUGGCUAACGACGGCACAAGGAUUCAUAGUAUCGUGUAAUCGUGUUGGUGGAGAAGAAGGUUGCGGUGCAAGACUGCUUUUACUUUGGUCUUUCUACAUGUAUAAUCCAAAAUCGUUUUAUUAUGUGAGUUAG
This is a messenger RNA of Arabidopsis thaliana (thale cress), 165 nucleotides long. RefSeq names its product Putative membrane lipoprotein. The record is from RefSeq and is marked reviewed. Bases 1 to 165 code for a protein of 54 amino acids. The transcript has a single exon. NCBI's taxonomy places the organism in Eukaryota, Viridiplantae, Streptophyta, Magnoliopsida, Brassicales, Brassicaceae.